AUGGCUGGAGGUGACGCCAUGGCUGGUGGUGACGCCAUGGCUGGUGGUGACGCCAUGGCUGGUGGUGACGCAGUUAUUGCUGGUGGUGACGCCAUGGCUGGAGGUGACGCCAUGGCUGGU
Procambarus clarkii (red swamp crayfish) is the source of this 120-nucleotide messenger RNA. The record is from RefSeq and is a predicted model, not a curated record. Lineage: Eukaryota; Metazoa; Arthropoda; Malacostraca; Decapoda; Cambaridae.